AUCAGAUCGAUGGGACCUGUGUGUCUUGGUGCUGAUAGCGCCCGACUUCUCCGUACUUUGUCAGAGCUUCCGGGGCUGAGCCUUGCAUUCAGCCAGUCAGGUACAUUGCAGCACGGGGAAGUGAAAGUACCAUCCGCCAAAGGGGUUGGACAAGAAGAGACAUGCUCCAAAAUUUCAAUUAUCAACCGAGACGAGCAAAUGGCAAAAGAUAGGUCCAAUGAGAGUGACUUUCAUGACGUUCUCAUCCGUCAUAGUUGAGGUUGCCCCGAGGAUGAACCACGGUGAGCGGCGACGGUCAGCGCGCAAAGACCUUACAAGCUGCGAAAGAAAAUUUUGCGCGCGUCUUCCCCGAAGC
Molecule: messenger RNA, 355 nt
Organism: Aspergillus welwitschiae
Lineage: Eukaryota; Fungi; Ascomycota; Eurotiomycetes; Eurotiales; Aspergillaceae
Exons: 1
Source: RefSeq, a predicted model, not a curated record